Molecule: messenger RNA, 794 nt
Organism: Nicotiana tabacum (common tobacco)
Lineage: Eukaryota; Viridiplantae; Streptophyta; Magnoliopsida; Solanales; Solanaceae
Product: profilin
Cellular component (GO): cell cortex
Molecular function (GO): actin monomer binding
Source: RefSeq, a predicted model, not a curated record
AAAUAAAAGGACCAUACCCAUACCCAUACCCAUUGUACAUUAAAGAAAACAAGAGUCACAGUAUCCAAGCUUAAUAUCAACGCCACUUCUACAAAAACACAUCAAUUUAUCAACCCCAUUUCCAUUUCACAUAUCUUGAACAAAGUUUUUGUGUGAAAUAGUAGCAAUUAGCAGUAGGAAAUUUAAAGAUGUCAUGGCAAACGUAUGUUGAUGAUCAUUUGAUGUGUGAGAUUGAAGGUAAUUACCUCACUUCUGCUGCUAUUAUCGGCCAAGACGGUACCGUUUGGGCACAAUCCAACAAUUUCCCUCAGUUUAAACCAGAAGAAAUAACAGCCAUAAUGAAUGACUUUGCGGAACCUGGAACACUUGCUCCAACUGGUUUACAUCUCGGGGGAACAAAGUAUAUGGUGAUUCAAGGAGAGGCAGGAGCUGUUAUACGAGGCAAAAAGGGUCCCGGUGGUAUCACGGUUAAGAAGACCAACCAGGCUUUGAUCAUUGGAAUAUAUGGCGAGCCGAUGACUCCUGGGCAGUGCAAUAUGAUUGUCGAAAGGCUGGGUGACUAUCUCAUUGAGCAAGGUCUCUAGACAUACUAGUAGUGUAUUAAUAUCCUACGUAAUUGAGGCCGUGAAGAAGUCUUGUGUGCUGUACGGGGGAGAGUUUCGAUCUUUCUGUGUAUCAACUAUAUGCAGUCAUUGUAACAUUUUUCUUUGUUUUUCCUCGUGAGCUUUUGUCAUUGACCUAUUGGUUGAUUAUUAUAAUGGAAUGGCUUAUACUUGAAUAUUUAGCUUUGGUUA